This is a messenger RNA of Acanthopagrus latus (yellowfin seabream), 747 nucleotides long. RefSeq lists its product as uncharacterized. Gene Ontology annotation, biological process: intrinsic apoptotic signaling pathway in response to DNA damage; regulation of gene expression. Gene Ontology annotation, molecular function: zinc ion binding. The transcript is spliced from 4 exons. The record is from RefSeq and is a predicted model, not a curated record. NCBI's taxonomy places the organism in Eukaryota, Metazoa, Chordata, Actinopteri, Spariformes, Sparidae. The coding region runs from base 299 to 502 and encodes 67 amino acids.
UCAUUUAUAAAAGAAGUCAUUGAGGAUGCCGGCUGUCUCCUGUUUUUUUUUUUUUCUGCUGAUGAUAGUAUUUACAUCUCAAAUCACAUUUUUCUCUCUCUUUCCUGUGACGUCUCAGUCACCACAUCCUGGUUUUGACUUCACAGGACGCCGACAUCGCUGCAGUUUAACGGUUUUCCUGUCAAUUCUCAGCUCACACGUUCAUGUGCACUCGUACGCUCUCGGGGGACGAAUUCACUCACCGUGCCGGCUAAAGUGCACCCACCCCACACUAUACAAUAAAUAAUUACAUACCAUAAUGGUAGGCUACUGUCCAAUCUGUGGGAAGCCCGUUUACUUUGGUGAGAAGAAGAGGUCCUUAGGGAGGGACUACCACCCUCUGUGUCUGAAGUGUCAAAAGUGCAACAGACAACUCACAGCUGGACAACAUGCCGAGUAUGACGAGAAGCCAUACUGUUCACACUGCUACCUGAAGAUGUUUGGUCCAAGAGGUAACAGGUGACUGCAGUGCAGUGCUCCUUCACAGACACCAGCCUGAUCCAGAAUGGACUGAAGCUGACACACAAAAGACACGCACAGCCUCUUUAUUGGCCCCAAAAAUGAAUAAAUGAAUAUGAAUAAAAUCAAUUAUUUAUAAAUGUGUGAUGAUCCCUUGAAGUCACGUAAGUGUGUGAUUCACUUUUAUAAUAUACAUGGGUUUUGCAUGUAGAAAGUUGUUAAUAUCAAUAAAGGCAUUUUUAAACAUCA